CUGGUUUGCACCUGUGCCUUCACCCUGCCCAGUUCCUGAGUAGGACAGCAGGCCCGGAAGGCCAAGGCAAACAGCCGGGUUCCUAUGACUGGGUUCCAGCCCCACCCCUGGCACAGGCGUGAAGUUGGGAAGCAUCUGGGCAGCCGCUGUCUAUUCUAUUUAAACGGCCGAGCUGGUCAGAGGGUGCUGGCUGGCCAUGCCAGGCACAGGACGGACUGGCCAGCAUGUCACUCCCGGCGGCUCACCUGGUCGGCCUGCAGCUCUCCCUCUCCUGCUGCUGGGCUCUCAGCUGCCACAGCACAGAGACGUCUGCCGACUUCAGCCUCCCUGGGGAUUACCUCCUGGCAGGUCUGUUCCCUCUACACUCUGACUGUCCGGGCGUGAGGCACCGGCCCACGGUGACCCUCUGUGACAGGCCCGACAGCUUCAACGGUCACGGCUACCACCUCUUCCAGGCCAUGCGGUUUGGCAUCGAGGAGAUAAACAACUCCACGGCCCUCCUGCCGAACGUCACCCUGGGAUACCAGCUGUACGACGUGUGCUCGGAGUCUGCCAACAUGUAUGCCACACUAAACGUGCUCUCCCUGCUGGGGACACAUCACAUAGAGAUCCGAGCAGACCCUUCCCACUAUUCGCCUGCCGCCCUGGCUGUCAUUGGGCCUGACACCACCAACCACGCAGCCACCACUGCAGCCCUGCUGAGCCCCUUCCUGGUGCCCUUGAUCAGCUACGAGGCCAGCAGCGUGACGCUCGGAGUGAAGCGGCAUUACCCCUCGUUUCUGCGCACCAUCCCCAGCGACAAGCACCAGGUGCAGACCAUGGUGCUGCUGCUGCAGAGCUUCGGGUGGGUCUGGAUCUCGGUGGUCGGCAGCGACGGCGACUACGGGCAGCUGGGGGUGCAGGCGCUGGAGGAGCAGGCCACCCAGCAGGGCAUCUGCGUUGCCUUCAAGGACAUCAUCCCCUUCUCUGCCCGGCCGGGCGACGAGAGGAUGCAGGGCAUCAUGCACCACCUGGCCCGAGCGAGGACCACCGUUGUGGUCGUUUUCUCCAGCAGACAGCUGGCCAGGGUGUUCUUUGAGUCCGUGGUGCUGGCCAACCUGACUGCCAAAGUGUGGAUCGCCUCAGAAGACUGGGCCAUCUCUAGACACAUCAGCAAUGUGCCCGGGAUCCAGGGCAUUGGCACGGUGCUGGGUGUGGCCAUCCAGCAGAGGCUUGUCCCUGGCCUGAAGGAGUUUGAAGAGGCCUAUGUCCAGGCAGAUAAGGGGGCCCCUGGGCCUUGCUCCAGGACCUCCGAGUGCAGCAGCAACCAGCUCUGUAGAGAGUGUCGGGCUUUCACGGCAGAGCAGAUGCCCACGCUCGGGGCAUUCUCCAUGAGCUCUGCUUAUAAUGCCUACCGGGCAGUCUACGCAGUGGCCCAUGGCCUCCACCAGCUCCUAGGCUGUGCCUCUGGAGCCUGUUCCAGGGACCGAGUCUACCCCUGGCAGCUUCUGGAGCAGAUCCGCAAGGUGAAUUUCCUCCUACACAAGGACACCGUGAGGUUUAAUGACAACGGGGACCCUCUCAGUGGCUACGACAUAAUUGCCUGGGACUGGAGUGGCCCCAAGUGGAACUUCAGGGUCAUUGGCUCCUCCAUGUGGCCUCCAGUUCAUCUGGACAUAAAUAAAACCAAAAUCCGGUGGCAUGGGAAGGACAACCAGGUGCCAAAGUCUGUGUGCUCCAGCGACUGCCUCGAAGGGCACCAGCGAGUGAUUUCGGGUUUCUACCACUGUUGCUUUGAGUGUGUGCCCUGUGAGGCCGGGAACUUCCUCAACAAGAGCGACCUCCACAGCUGCCAGCCUUGUGGGAAAGAAGAGUGGGCACCUGCGGGAAGUGAAACCUGCUUUCCACGCACCGUGGUGUUUUUGACUUGGCACGAGACCAUCUCUUGGGUGCUGCUGGCAGCUAAUACGUUGCUGCUGCUGCUGGUGACUGGGACUGCUGGCCUGUUUGCCUGGCACUUAGACACCCCUGUGGUGAAGUCUGCUGGGGGCCGACUGUGCUUCUUCAUGCUGGGCUCCCUGGCAGGGGGCAGCUGUGGGCUCUAUGGCUUUUUUGGGGAGCCCACGCUGCCCACAUGCUUGUUGCGCCAAAGCCUCCUUGCCCUGGGUUUUGCCAUCUUCCUGUCCUGCCUGACCAUCCGCUCCUUCCAACUGGUCUUCAUCUUCAAGUUUUCUGCCAAGGUACCCACCUUCUACCGUGCCUGGGUCCAAAACCACGGUCCUGGCCUAUUUGUGGUGAUCAGCUCAAUGGCCCAGCUGCUCAUCUGUCUAACUUGGCUGGCGGUGUGGACCCCACUGCCCACCAGGGAGUACCAGGUCUUCCCUGAGCUGGUGGUGCUUGAUUGCACAGAGGCCAACUCACUGGGCUUCAUGUUGGCUUUCGCCUACAAUGGCCUCCUGUCCGUCAGCGCCUUUGCCUGCAGCUACCUGGGCAAGGACCUGCCAGAGAACUACAACGAGGCCAAAUGUGUCACUUUCAGUCUGCUGCUCAACUUCGUGUCCUGGAUUGCCUUCUUCACCACGGCCAGCGUCUACCAGGGCAAGUACUUGCCCGCGGUCAACGUGCUGGCGGCGCUGAGCAGCCUGAGUGGCGGCUUCAGCGGUUAUUUCCUCCCCAAGUGCUACGUGAUCCUGUGCCGCCCAGAUCUCAACAGCACAGAGCACUUCCAGGCCUCCAUCCAGGAGUACACGAGGCGCUGCGGCUCCACCUGACCAGU
Molecule: messenger RNA, 2755 nt
Organism: Panthera uncia (snow leopard)
Lineage: Eukaryota; Metazoa; Chordata; Mammalia; Carnivora; Felidae
Gene: TAS1R1
Product: taste 1 receptor member 1
Exons: 6
Coding region: 225-2750 (841 amino acids)
Biological process (GO): G protein-coupled receptor signaling pathway; sensory perception of umami taste
Cellular component (GO): membrane
Molecular function (GO): G protein-coupled receptor activity
Source: RefSeq, a predicted model, not a curated record